AUGUUUUUCCUGCGAACAUGCAAUUGUAUUCCCUAUUUUCUACCGAAAAUCUUUGAUAAUGCCACCAUUUGUUACAUACAACAUUUCGAUUGUCAAAAGAAGGCCGAAAGGGUUUACACGGAUCCCGAAACGAUGAAAUGUAAAAAGGAAUGCUUGUCAAGUUGCCAUGAUCUCAGCUAUAUGCCAGAUGUUUUUGAAACCCCUCUGGCUACAGAUGAUUUCGAAUUGGAUAAUAGUUUUAUGCGGAACUUCUCCAAGGAAUAUAUUUCGGAAAAUUUAGCCUUGGUUAAUAUUUAUUUUCCACAAAAUUAUUAUCGUAGUAGUAUUAAGACUCCGUAUACGGGUCUAACGGAAUAUUUGUCUCAAACUGGUGGCAUUAUGAGUUUGAUGAUUGGUUUCAGUGUAUUUUCCCUGGUGGAAUUUGCAUACUUUUUCAUUAUUAAACCCUUGAUGCAAUUGUGGACCAAGAUUUUCCGCAAAAAUAUUAUUAAUGUAGGUCAAGUGGAAGCCAGAAGGGAAUAUGCACAUUAA
Messenger RNA from Musca vetustissima, 531 nucleotides. Its product is annotated as pickpocket protein 28-like. NCBI's taxonomy places the organism in Eukaryota, Metazoa, Arthropoda, Insecta, Diptera, Muscidae. The transcript has 2 exons. Gene Ontology annotation, molecular function: ligand-gated sodium channel activity. The coding region runs from base 1 to 531 and encodes 176 amino acids. Gene Ontology annotation, cellular component: membrane. Gene Ontology annotation, biological process: sodium ion transmembrane transport. The record is from RefSeq and is a predicted model, not a curated record.